AUACCACCAACCUCUUUCCUUCCUUGUUAAUCUGAGUCACUAAUUAGUUUUGUUUUUAAACCUUCUCUUGACCGGCCAAGCAAUGGCAGCAGCUACUCUUCCUCUCUAACACCACCCUAACCUUACCCUUCUCAUAAUCAUUUUUAGGACAGGAUGGCCUUUUGCACUACUCUCCAUUUGCUCCUAGUUGGCCUCCUGUCUCUCCCUAUUUUUCUUUCCUCCACCAUUGCAGUAGCUGCUGCUGCCACCCCCACCAAUGGCGGAAUCCGCCUUGGCUUUAUCAGAAAACCUUCAUCCGAUAUCCCCACUUUCCGGGAAGCUCCAGCUUUUCGCAAUGGGGAUUCUUGUGGGACUGAUAAAAUCCAUAUUACAAUGAAUUUAGAUGCCAAUUACCUUAGAGGCACCAUGGCUGCAGUUUUAUCUAUUCUAAAGCAUUCAACUUGCCCUGAAAACUUUUCCUUUCAUUUCCUCUGGUCACGUUUCCAGCCUGAAAUUUUCUCCAACAUAAAAUCAACCUUUCCUUACCUUAACUUCAAAAUAUACCGCUUUGACUCUAACCAUGUUCGCGGUAAAAUAUCUAAAUCAAUUCGGCAAGCAUUAGACCAGCCAUUAAACUAUGCAAGAAUUUACCUUGCUGCUAUACUUCCAUUGGAUGUUAAAAGAGUAAUUUACUUAGAUUCUGAUCUUGUAGUUGUUGAUGAUAUUGCAAAGUUAUGGGAAGUUGAUUUAGAAGACAAAGUACUGGGUGCACCAGAAUAUUGCCAUGCAAAUUUUACUAAAUAUUUUACAGAACUAUUCUGGUCAAAUCCUGUCUGGGCCAAGACAUUUGAUGGAAGAAAGCCUUGUUAUUUUAAUACAGGAGUUAUGGUUGUGGAUGUGGAGAAAUGGAGAAAAGGAGACUAUACAAAGAAAGUGGAGGAAUGGAUGGAAGUGCAAAAAAAUAUAAGAAUAUAUCAUUUAGGGUCACUGCCACCAUUUUUAUUGGUUUUAGGUGGGAAUAUAAAAGGGGUGGAUCACAGAUGGAACCAACAUGGAUUAGGAGGAGAUAAUAUUGAGGGCAAGUGUAGGAAUUUGCAUCCUGGACCUGUUAGUUUGCUGCAUUGGAGUGGGAAAGGAAAACCAUGGUUAAGACUUGAUUCAAGAAAGCCUUGCUCUGUGGAUCAUCUAUGGGCACCUUAUGAUUUAUAUAAAUCUUCAAUGCAUUCUUUGGAAGAGUAUAAUUAAUGGGAGGAGAGAAUUGGAGGAGGAGUUGGGUUAAGGUAAGGGAUUUGGUAGGUUAGGAGAUUGAAGAAGUUGAUAAUAUAUAAUAGGUAAUUAAGAAACCUUAAAAGAGAGACACAGAACUUUUUUUUAAUGUUCCUUUUGUUCUGUGUCUGUAUAUGUAUAUUGUUGAAAUUAAUUAUUUUCAAUAAUUUUCUGGUCUCUCUUUAAUGGGAUUCCAUUGCAAGGAGCACGAGAAGAUUUUGAGUUUUGUUGUAAUAAACAACUUCUCUAUAUAUUAGUAAUUGUCAUUUAUAA
Jatropha curcas is the source of this 1518-nucleotide messenger RNA. Its product is annotated as putative galacturonosyltransferase-like 4. Gene Ontology annotation, cellular component: Golgi apparatus. Gene Ontology annotation, molecular function: glycosyltransferase activity. Lineage: Eukaryota; Viridiplantae; Streptophyta; Magnoliopsida; Malpighiales; Euphorbiaceae. The record is from RefSeq and is a predicted model, not a curated record.